Messenger RNA from Diabrotica virgifera virgifera (western corn rootworm), 3521 nucleotides. It is a transcript of the gene Sar1, whose product is annotated as GTP-binding protein SAR1a. Gene Ontology annotation, cellular component: endoplasmic reticulum exit site; COPII vesicle coat. NCBI's taxonomy places the organism in Eukaryota, Metazoa, Arthropoda, Insecta, Coleoptera, Chrysomelidae. The record is from RefSeq and is a predicted model, not a curated record. Gene Ontology annotation, molecular function: GTP binding; GTPase activity. Gene Ontology annotation, biological process: membrane organization; intracellular protein transport; endoplasmic reticulum to Golgi vesicle-mediated transport. The transcript is spliced from 2 exons. Bases 140 to 721 code for a protein of 193 amino acids.
CUUGUCAUCAUCUGUCACUUCUUUAUAAUUUUUCGUUGAAAAAGAUAGGGCUCCAAAGUCCUAUUGCCAACAAAAAAACAACGCAAGACAUUAAACAACUUUUUUCAAGCCCAUCUGUAUUUAAAAAAACAGUGCAAAAAUGUUUCUGUGGGACUGGUUUACGGGAAUGCUGGGAUAUCUAGGAUUGUGGAAGAAAUCUGGAAAACUAUUAUUCUUAGGACUGGAUAACGCAGGCAAAACUACCCUUCUACAUAUGCUCAAGGAUGACAGACUGGCCCAGCAUCUUCCCACGUUACAUCCCACAUCAGAGGAGCUUUCCAUUGGUAACAUGAGGUUUACGACGUUCGAUUUGGGGGGCCACGAGCAGGCUAGGAGAGUGUGGAGGGACUACUUUCCAGCAGUCGAUGCCAUAGUGUUCCUUGUUGAUGCCAACGACAGCUCAAGAUUUGUAGAAAGCCAGGAACAGCUAAAUGCCCUCCUCUCAGACGAAACUCUAUCAAACUGUCCAAUACUUAUCUUAGGUAAUAAAAUUGAUCUCCCAGGUGCUGCUUCGGAAGAUGAAUUACGAACUAGAUUCGGCUUGUUUGGCCAAACCACAGGCAAAGGCAAAGUAGCCAGAAAUGAUCUACCCGGUAGGCCUCUAGAACUAUUUAUGUGCUCUAUACUCAAAAGACAAGGUUAUGGAGAAGGUUUCCGUUGGUUGGCACAAUAUAUCGAUUAAUUAUGUAUUUUUCCAUUUCGUUCUGUCAUUGAGUUAGGAUAUUAAUGUUUGAGGAACUAUUGGCAACACUGCAACUACCUGAUUCAUUUCAGAUCUUAGGUACUUUACAUAAAUAUCUAAAUAUAGAUGUUGGCAAUGUAAUUUUGAACAACAGUAUAUACAUUCAAUGUAAAUUAUAUAUUUUUAGUUAAGUUACCUUCUUAAAUGGUGUUUGAGUGGCUAUGGUACUGAAAUAGUUUGACUUUUUGUGUUCUUCGAUAACUAAAAAUGAUUUCUUGUGGAAAGUUACACUCAGAAUUACAUAGUUAACUUCUUUAUCAGCAGUUGUUGUCAAGAUUUCCAUUUUGAGACGAUUGUUUUGUAAAUUAGGUGGGAAUUUUUAAAAUGUUGGACUGUUUUUUAAGAUGCCUUUCUCAACUUUUGUUACAAAUAAUGUUUUGUCCAGUUGUAAAUGUUUUAUUUAACUAGAGACUUUCUAGGUUGUGUUAAUAAUAGUCAUUGGUCAAAUACGAUAGAAGCCAAAAUUUGAAGAAAAGGAACAAUGUACUAGGGUGGUCCGAUAAGUAUUUUGCCUUCAAAAGAAAAGUGGCGAUUUAUUUUUCAAUAUUGUCUCCUUCUAGCUCGAUACACGUGACCCAGCGAGGCUUCACCCAGCUUCAGCUGCUUCAAUUUCUGAAGGUCUGUAAAGUAGACAUCAAUAGCAGCGAUGAACUCACUAAAUCGACUUACAUUUCUGCCCGACGAGUGACUUUUCAAAUUUGGAAACGAAAAGAAAUCGCACAGGACCAAAUCUGGAGAAUACAGUGGAUGGGAUAGUAGUUAGUAGUCCGAAUCGACCAAUUUGGCCAUGGCGACGGCGAAUGUGUGAGCGGGUGUGUUGUCGUGGAAGAGUACUUUUUAUCUUCCCCAAUUGGGGCUGUUUUUUCUGCAAGUCGGCGUCGAAUCGAUCCAAUAAUGCGCCAAAGUAAAGCCCUGUAACCGUUUUGCCCUUUUUUUCAGGAAGCUGAUAUAUAUCACACUUUGUGAAUCCCAGAAAAUGGUGGUCAUCACUUUUUCGGUCGUUAGGACAGUCUUUGCCUUCUUCGGAGUACGUUCGCGGGGCGACGUCCACUGUAUCAACUGUUCCUUGGUUUCUGGUGAGUACUGGUGGAUCCAAGUUUCGUUGAUGAUUAUGAAACAAUGUAGAAACUCCUUCAGAUUACGCUUAAACAGCCUUAGAUAUUGCUCUAAGGUGGUCUCAUGGUGGCGCUUAUUGUCCUGGGUGAACAAAUUUAUUUAUUUAUUAACGGGAUACCACCCAAUUUAAUAUAUACACAAAAUAUUAUAAUUAUCUAGUGAUACAAUAAAUAUAAAGAUAUAGUAAAUAUGUAUGACAAAAAUUGGCGAUGCAGCAAUAUAGAAAAAACAAAUGAUAAAAUAAUAAGUAAAUAACAAAUAUAAAUCACAUAAGAUUACAAAAUUUUUUUUAAACACUGUCUACAAACAUUUUCCGAAGCGCACAGCAACAAAUUAAAGUCUAUUCUAUUUCCAUUUAGAAUUAUUCUACUCAGAGGAGAAUGCCUACCAAAGUUGCAGCGAUGAAAUUUAAUUGCAAAAUUUUGAGAUGUUCUAGUAACUCUAGAGAGACCAUUAAAGUCAAUUAGAGACAGUAGAUCAUUGCAAUUAAUUUUUGAAUUCAGUUGUUUAUGAAGAAACAAAACAUCAGCAUACAUCCGCCUGGAAGAUAGCCCAGGAAGGAUUAAUUUAUUUCUAAUUCUGAGUAUCAAUGGUCACUUAAAGGUUUGUGUAAUUUAAUUUAAGUACCUAAUGUAUUUAGUAUGGACUUUUCAAGCUUGGCUAUAUGGACUUCAUAAGUGGGUGACCAAACAACUGAGCAAUACUCAAGAACAGAUCUAACUAGGGAAAUGUAAAUCAGUCUGAUGGAAUUAAUGUUAUGCAAAUAUCUAGAAGUUCUAAUAAUGAAGCCUAACAUUUUAAAUGCGGCACCCACCGCGUCGACAGCUUUCUCAUGCCCAAAAUCAUGAAGGAUAUGACUCAUACACCAUGUACAGCACAUGUGUCACCAUACACAGCAUUCAAGCGCUCUUUGAUUUCACUAUACACUUUCCCUUCCAAAAACAAGAAUCGAAUCACCGGCCGAUAUUGCUCUUUUUUCAUUUUUCUAUAAUCCCCAGACAUGCUCACUUCCACACGCGGUCAAAACAAAACAACGAAAGUUGAGAUUUUGACAUAGAUAGGCCAUUUACAAGAAUGUAUUACAUAUAUGAUAGCAGAUUUAUCUUGCGGUAGUCUCGCCAUCGAGCGAAGAAGCUAAGUACUUAUUGGACCACCCAUGUAUUCAUAUGGAAUAAGUUGUAAUCAUUGGUUAGUUUUAUGUAUUAGAAACAAUGGGUUCCUUUUUAUUUGGUGCAUAAAUAUUAAGAAAACUGAUGAAACUCAUUUGAUCAUAAUAAACGAUAUUUAUUAGGAUUUUCACUUUCUAACAAAAAUUGUUUGUAGAAGUUUGACAAACAGGAAAAGAAACCUAAACAUAAGUGACUCAAAAAUGAUUUUUCGUGCGAUAAUAGACAAAAUCUACCUAAUACCCAUUCUUCUUAAAGUCGGUAAUAUAAUUUAUUUUAUUUAUGAUCUUGUAAAUGUUAUUCUGUUGUGUUUGGCGACUGUCCUGCAAGCAGUUAAAUAAAACUUGCCCAAAACGGUUUCCAAGUUUCAGUCAACACUUACUGUAUUUUAAUCCGUUAUGUAAUUUUAUUGUAUAUUAUCAAAUACAUUUGGAUUUGGAAUAAAAAGAUACACUUGA